Molecule: messenger RNA, 4109 nt
Organism: Gambusia affinis (western mosquitofish)
Lineage: Eukaryota; Metazoa; Chordata; Actinopteri; Cyprinodontiformes; Poeciliidae
Product: proline and serine-rich protein 2
Exons: 4
Coding region: 179-1927 (582 amino acids)
Source: RefSeq, a predicted model, not a curated record
CUGGAAGCUCACAUAGAGACUGAUUCACGUUCCUGUUGCUGCUUUUAUUAUGGCUGAUCUGUGCGAAUCGCUCAGAGACGAUUAGAUGAUCCUUCUGAAUAAAACAAAACCAGUUCUAAAGCCCCGAAACGAACCUCAGGAAGACCAAAUGCCAGCUGACCUUUAACCCCUCUCGAAAAUGGACGUCCGUCUGCAGGGCAACUCUCAGCUCCACUACGGCGUCAAUGGCGGCGCCACUCGAACCUCUGAUCCUGGAGGAGACACUCUGAAGUUUCUGAGUCGAGAGGAACAGGAGUGCCUCCAGUACUUUGAGGAAACAAUUGAGUCUUUGGAGGACGGUACAGACGAGGAGCAGCAGAGGAGUCGCCCUGAACUCAACAGUCGGCCUUUUGACUCGGAUGACAGUCAUCGAUGCCUGACUCCGAACAACGAGGUGUCGCCUAACUACAUAAUCGACCUGGUCCACUCAGAACCAGACUUGGUGCACACUGCAGAGCCAGUCUACAACCCCACCCAUCAAGAUUUUUACCACAUGCCCCACACUCCUGAAAGCAACUCUGAGGCAAAGCCGAGGUGUGACGUGUUCCCCUCAGAGUAUAACCCUCCUUUACGAAGUGCAAGCUUUGGGACGACAGACAGCCAUUCCUCCUACCACCCCCCAGGCAGUGUCCCCACUCCAGUUUUGAUUGCCCAGCAGCUUGCAGAGAACCAGGGAGAUGGAACAGCAAACUUGCAUCCUUCGUCUUUGCUCCGUCGCCUUAGCAUGGAGUCGGAAAAAACACCCAGAGACAGAUCAAAUAUUUCUGUGAAACAUGGUCCUGCUCCCUCAUCAAAGCCAGCCCACUAUCCUCCUAAUAUCCACGUGAUUCAUGGUGGAAAGGAGCCCCAAGUACCAGUGGCUAACGUAAACAUCCAUGAGCGACAGGAGCAGAUGUUGGCACACCUGGGAGGAACUUCCCACCCUCUGCUGCAACAUAUAGAAGACAACACUCGUAAUAGUCCAUCCCGUAGUAUUUCCUUUAAAGACCCAGAGCCAGAUAAAUCCAGGAUGGAGGCCCUGUCAAAGCUGGGCUUGACAAGGGGCAGAGCUAUAUCUCUCCAAAUGAUACCUGACAACUACUCUCAGGAUCCUCACAAAGGUCCAGAUCCCAGAGUCUCAUCGCCAGACCACAGUCUUACCACACAAACAAAAAUCAGUGCUGACCUUCCACAACCAAAUAUGUCAAUACCCCCUCCAGUCUGCUUUAAUGACAAGAAGAAUACAGAGACAUUGCCCUCACAUUCCUUCAGGGGCCACGAUGAAAGAAACUCCCAGUUGGACCCUCCAUCUCCAACAAUGUCCCCUCCUCCAGCUGACAUCACCUCACCAGCGUUCAACACCUUUGGAGGGAAAUCCAUUGUAGUCCAUCCCUCUUUAUCCCAAAAGAACGAAGCUCCAAUCUCUCCAACGACCCCCGAACCCAAAAACCUUCCACUUGCACCUUCUAACCCACUAGAGCUCAAUCCUUAUGGAGGAAAGUCAAAAGUCAUGACUUCUGCCAAUCUACCCGACAUCCUGAGCUCUCAUGUCGAUACGAGGGAAACCAUUCUUGCCAAGCCAGAGCCACAGGCCGUCGAGCCAAACAAGUAUGGAGGGAAGAGCCGAAGCUUUGACCCGGUUUCUGGGCUAUAUCGGACUUCAGAAAGCCGAGCUAAAAGUGUCAAACCUCCACCGCCGACUCCAGCCCCUAGACCUCCUCGGCAGUCCAACCAUGGUGUGCUUCCUCCGCAGAAACCGCCAGCAAGGGCCUCGUCUCCUGAAUACAGGCGAAGGCCCAGCAGCAUGUUCCGUCCUCAAGGUAUCACCGUACAGUUUUGUGGACGAGGAGCUAUGAACGAAUCACGCAGGGAGGCAUUGAGGAGACUAGGACUGCUGAAAGACUCUUAAUCAACUCUGCAGAUUUACCUCUCAGUCUCCAAUGACUGAACUAGAAUAUCUGCGUCGCUUUGCUAAUGGCAAUGGUAUGCAAAACGUUUCCUCCAUUGUCUGAGAAUGAGGUGUGUCUGUAGAUAAACGGGCUUUUACAGAGGAAUCUUGGUACUUGACAGACCUGAAGGGCCACUCCUCACGUCAAGCCUUAAAAAAUGAAUACCUUAACUCAACACUGCUUUCUCAGAAGAAAUCUCAGCUGGUUCAAGAUAUUCUGUGAAUCUCAUCAAAGACGCUGUGGACAGUUCAUCUGAGUAAGACAUUGUGGGGUCAAGGGCAAAACUGUACAGGGGAGUUUGUUUGUCUCACCUCUUUUUUUAACUCAAAUGUAAAUAUAUUUAACGUGGGAGAAGGGAUUAGUUACAUUUUCCAACCAUUUAUCUGUCAGGUUCUUAUCUGUGACCUUAAAUUCACUGAACUCUACGCUUAUCGGAUUCCUUUCUCAUUUUAUUGCAUUUAGUUCUCAAACUAUUUCUUUAAAUUAUGAGGCAGUUUAAUUGUUUAAUUUUGAGUUUUUGUGGAUUUUUACCCUUUUUCUUAAUUUAACCAACUUAAACAUUUAGUCAACUGCAGUUUGGAAACAUGGUGGGAUUGGCAACCUUUUGUGCUCGGAUACAAAGCUAACUGCUAUUAGCAAAUAGCAAUAUUAGCAAUACAGAGACAAUACACAUGUAUCCAUAUAUAAAUAUAACAUCUUUCCUAACAGAAGUUGUAAAAUAUUUGACUAUGUAAAAAACAAAUGGAGGUGAAAAUAUAGAAAUAAUUACUGUAGACUUGACCACGUAUUAUAGAGGCAGCCAUAUUGGAUUUGUAAACCCUAAACAUCUAACAUACUCAGUGGUUCAGUAAAAUUCAGAAAAUUCACACUAAAAUAGUUUAUUAUUGACAAAGUUAAAUGGUGUUUACUGCGACAGACUGGUGACCUGUCCAGGUGACCCCGUGACCCCGCCUCUCGCCCGGAACGUAGCUGGAGAGGAACCAGCAACCCUCCCGACCCCAUUAAGGGACAAAGGUGAACAGAAAAUGGAUAAAUGGUGUUUAUAGAUUCUGUAGAUUGGUAAUGAUUUUUUCUUUAGAUGUGUUUUUUCAAAAUAUUUCCCAUUGAAUAGUUGAAAAGUUUCUAAAGAUAUAGAAAUGUGUAAGUCUUUUUUCUGCUAUUUUUUAUUGUUUACCAACUGGGCAUUUUAGUGAGCGGUUCAUUUUUCUUUUUUGGAUCAAAGCUUUGGGAAAAACUCCCGGCAUUUUCUGCACUGCAGUUUUAUUCCCUCUAAUGACUGAAACUUACGGCGUAAAGAGGAAAAACGAACAACGGAGUUAAAGGAUUCUGCAAAAUGCGUUGAUGCAAACGUGCAAUUUCUCUGAAGAAUGUGGAGCUGGAUGGUAUUUUUACUCCUCAGACAAACAUCCCACACUCCACCACAAACUGCUGCAGUGGGAGUGUGGAGAGGACUUGGACGUUUUUAACACGUGGAAGGAGAAAUUUAAAAACUGCUCUCACUGUGCAGAACUGCAGCUGUAAAACCACCCAGCCCAGAAAUACAUGGCGGGUUACUCCUGUGUGUUCAAUCUGUCAAUAACUGUGUGUUUUUAAAGAAUGUGGUGUGUGUGUGUGUGUUGUGACUCCGGCCUCUGUAGUUCACCUACAGUAACUUUUGAAGUAUAUUUAGUAAAUUUUAUUUACGGACUCCGGUUCUCUGUAGCUCUUCUACAGUCUCUCUGAAGUAUCAAAUGGUGCUCAAACAAACAAACAGACAGAAGAAAACGACGUUCUGCUGAACACUCUAGGAGGAAAUGUCUUUGCAAAGCGUACACGAGCAUUUAAUCUUAAAAAUGGACACAAACUGCUGUGUGGAAGCUGCUGCUAGCCUGAAAUGUCCUGGUAACAUAUUUUAUAUAUCUCUACGUAUCUGUUGUUGUUUUUUUGCUUGUACAGUCUAAUAACAUGAAUCUGCCUGUUUUGUGUUGAAUGUGGGAAAUAAAAACCUUCAGUUCAAUAUUGUUGUCAGUAAUACACUCAAAAAGAUAAAUAUAUAUAUUUAUCACUGUCAUAAAAUCAAAAACUUUUCUAUUUUAGGUCAGUGAUGAUUAUCAAAAUAUUCCUGUUUGCUAAAUGUGAAAAUAAACUCUUGUGUUGUUUUUA